AUGUCGAUUCAGAAAGACGAUAAGCCUGUCACUGAUGUAGAGUCAAAUGCACCUACAGAGAGCGCCAAGGCAUCGUACUCUCCCCAGGAUGCUAGAAGCGGCCUGUUGAAGAAGCCAUCCCCGCAGUCGGACGUUCCUAGCUAUCCAGAGACAGGAGACGUCAAGCUCGAGAUGCCCAAACAUCAGCAGAAAUCUCCUACAAAGAAGAACAAGGGCAAAGGUAGGCGCGAAUCAACAGUCAAGAACAUCGAUGCAGCCGAUGAGAAGACGAAAGCUGCUGGGAAGCUGAACUCUGACGGCCCAGCUGUCACGAAAGAGGAAGAGACCGGCACAGAGUCUACCAAAAUCAUCACUGAACCUACGAAGCCAGCGACUGUCGAUGGGCCUACUUCUUCGGCUGAAGAACAUAAAUUCUCUCCCUUCGAAUCAACACCAGCGCUAGACCAGCCGGAAAAUGUAGCCGACGCCUCUACCGUACUGCCACCCAAGGAUCCGGAGACGCUAGAGGCAGGACAAGACGCCAAGACAACACAGAAAGAGCGUGACACCGACGUCCCUCUCAACUUCGCGGGCGCCCUUGCUAAGAAUCUAGAGACUAGAUCUGACGCUACUUCCAUCGCUAAGGAUAGUGAGAACACAGGUGGUGGGCCUUCGAGUACAGCUCCGAUAGAAUCGCCUGCGCAUUUAGCAGAAAACGACGUCUCGGACGAUGAGGCCAAGAACGACACUAGCUUCCAUUCUGCGCCAGAAAUCCAGCCUGAGUCUGUGCAAGCGCAGCCGCAACCAGAGCUCCAGGACAAGGCGAUGACCACGAACCAUGAAACCACAAAGUCGCCGUCUAUACCUACCGAGACCAGCCUGAAUAAAUCCCCAACACUGAUCACCCCGCGCAAUACUACUCAGUCUGAUUCACCUGUAGCUGCGCCGCCAAAAGAAGAUACCGCGCCUCAGCUUCCAGCGUCGGAGAGUACACAAGAUCCUACAACAACCACUACUGCUCAAGGAAACGAAGAAAUGUCAACAGCUGCAGAGACCUCACCCGUCACUGCAACCAAGAAAGCUGGUGCUCAGCAGAUGCAGUCGCUCCACCCGUUCGCGAAGAGCAACAAGUCUCAGGCCAAACGAGAAAAGGAGGCCAGAAAGAAGCAGCAGAGGAAAGAAGACGCUGAUCGGGUCGCUAAGGCGAAGGCUGAUAAGGCCAUAUCCUCGCAAAAGCCCAACGACGGUCCCUCCGCUCAGCGUGAGACUGAGUCUCUAGGGGACUCUGUGAACUCACCUGGAGCUACAGAUACAGUUGCUCAACCAGAAGCGGCCAACUCAAAGACUGGCGGUGAUAGCACCACAGGAAACAAGAAGUCCAAAGGCAAGGCAAAGAUGCAGCCAGCUGGUACCAGCUCUGCCAAUGGCGAAGAUAAGGCUGUUGCCGAAUCGGAGAAUGGUAAACUCAAUGGUAAUAUCAACGAUUCCAAGGAUGUCUCUUCAGUAACUCACCAGGCGGAAAAGAUGGAGGCCUACCUCGCGGCGCCAGCCAACCAGGGAUCUUCGGGAGACUCUGGGGUAACCCCAGCUGCUGAACCGACCCCAUCAACUCCACCAUCUGUCCCUUCAAUUACCCCAGAAACACAAGGCUCCUCCCAGAAGAUGCCCGCCCAGGAAGUAAAUGAUCCCCAUAACCUCACUUCCAAUCAACAAACUCACGUUCCAGGUCACUCUCGCCGCUCUUCCGCUUCCACGCUAGUCGGAGAAGAGCGAGUGUUACCGUCUGCUUUUACCCCUCCUGCCCCUACCCACCCGGACUCCUCGCGAACCGUCUCUCCUGAUGAAGCACCCCAGCUCGACGCCACCCCGACUGUAGCACCCAAGAAGAAAAAGAAGAAACCAAAAAAGAAGAAGACAGCACCCGUCCUCCCUUCAGUUGACCCCGACCCCCCCAGGGACGGGGACUAUCACAACUAUGAUCCUUUUUCGUCCCAAAUGAGCCACAUAGAUGCUAUUCGUCGGGCUAACAAGUACGAUACUACCUCUUACUAUGCGGUUACAAACGCGCGAAUGGAGAGGGAUGCUGAAGAGAGCAGAAAGGCUGCUCGAGCCCUUGCGGAUCUGGAUGAACAUGCUAGCUGA
Alternaria novae-zelandiae is the source of this 2121-nucleotide messenger RNA. RefSeq lists its product as uncharacterized. Lineage: Eukaryota; Fungi; Ascomycota; Dothideomycetes; Pleosporales; Pleosporaceae. The transcript has 3 exons. The record is from RefSeq and is a predicted model, not a curated record. The coding region runs from base 1 to 2121 and encodes 706 amino acids.